AUGAACGUAAAUACCCCCAAAAGCUUGUUUCAUUCAAGUAUAAGUGAUCUUCCACUUAUUACCAAUUAUAUAAUAAAGGCUAAUGCUGAUUAUUCUUAUCUCAUUGAAAAUACUUUCUUUGAUAUGGUAAAGUUUGCAUUCAGGAGUAUUAGAAGCUUACACUUUCAUGAUACUUUCAUUCUUGCUUUGUUCAGUCGCGAAGUAACCCAACAUCGGUUUUCAGUCAGCAAUAUACGAAUUACUGGUUGUAGCGUGACAAGAAAGAUGCUGAUGAACGAAUGUUCAAGAGACAAAGAAUGGCAGUCGAAUGUAGAAAAUGGUUCAACAGUGGCUGACAUCGAAGUAGGUACUCAAAGGAACGAUGAAGUAGAUGACGAUUUGAAAGAAUUAGAAAGUGUUAUUUUUAAAGAAUUUGAAGAAAAGAUUAUUUAUUUAGACCAAGAAGAAUAUAAGCAAUCAGAAAAUGACAAUGCAGUAGCCCUUUUCUUGUCUAAUAUUACAAAUAUUCCGUCGAAACAACUUUUAGAUGAUUGUCAACUUCUCCUUGAAAUAAUUCGUAACUGUGCAGCAAGUUCAAGAAUAAUUAGAUCAACUAUCAGAUCACAUGCACUCACUAUGGAAGGACUUCUCGACCUUAUGCUUAACGAUGAUUUGAAUUUUACAGAGUUAAUCUGUACACAUUUUGAUAUGAUUGAUAUGCAAUGGGUUGAAAGACAGGCAAGAUCAACAGAGAAUGUAAAGUGGGACAGUAUUGCUUUUCGAGUAAAAAAUAAGAAAACUACACCGCUUUUUGUUGAGUUAUCAGGAGUGAAGAAAGCUAAAGGUAUUGAAAUACCAAAUCAGUUUUAUAUAAGAUAUCAUGAUUUGAAUAUCUAUUUUGAUUCCCUGACUUACUACGAAGACUAUUAUAUUAAACGCACUUACAUUGUAUUAACUUGUCCUUUGACGCCCACGAAGCUUAAGCAUUUUGCUGAGGAAAUUCCCCGGAUAUUUCAAUACAGUCGAGGUAUCUUUGAUCAAUUUACUGUCAUGGUUGUAAGAUUUGUGACUUAA
This is a messenger RNA of Cokeromyces recurvatus, 1053 nucleotides long. RefSeq lists its product as uncharacterized. Lineage: Eukaryota; Fungi; Mucoromycota; Mucoromycetes; Mucorales; Mucoraceae. The transcript has 8 exons. The coding region runs from base 1 to 1053 and encodes 350 amino acids. The record is from RefSeq and is a predicted model, not a curated record.